AGAUUCCGUCAAGACAAUCCGCACUCGCACCGAUCCGACUCUUCGCAUCGAUCAACGAAAUCAGUCAAGAUGGUUCUCGCCGUUGACCUCCUCAACCCCUCCCCUGCCGCCGAGGCCAAGAAGCACAAGCUCAAGACUCUCGUGCCCGCCCCCCGCUCCUUCUUCAUGGACGUCAAGUGCCCUGGCUGCUUCACCAUCACCACCGUCUUCUCGCACGCCCAGACCGUUGUCAUCUGCCAGGGCUGCACCACCGUCCUCUGCCAGCCCACUGGUGGCAAGGCCAGGCUCACCGAGGGCUGCUCCUUCCGGAGGAAGUAGACUCGUCGCUUUGACGGGUUUCCUUUCUUUUGGGUUUCACGACGGAUAACGGUUCACGAUGGUGGCUCUCAUCUCGGAUCUGCAAAAAGCACCUGCGACAUGGCGUAUAGACAACACCCUGACAGGGGCUAUUAGAGCCUGCUGUUCCCGAUCAUAAUCAGACAGCCCUUUGCGGAUAGAAGAUGGGACAUCCAAAAAAAUCCUUGACCAACAAGGGGCGUUUGGGGUCUCCGGAUAUCUUGCAUCACAAUCGACGCAUUCUCUCUCGCACACGUUUCGUCCAUCUCUCUCUCUCUUCCACCGCCGAUCACACUUAUCCGUUUUUUCCUCCUCCGCCUUGUCCCACGGAAGGGACGCGUCCGCAUGGCCUGGGUGGGCAGCUGAAGACGGCUUUCCACAUGAGCACCAAUGGGUUGGUCUCACUUCGAGAUCAUCCCUUGAUGUGAGGACGUGGAACCGCUGAUUGAGGAUCGCUACAUACCCAAGUGCAGUGGACAGGAAGUAGCACUGUGCUUUGCGAAUUCAACGGUUUUCCACGAAAUGCGAUGCAAAUCCGGAGACUCCCCAAGGUGAAUGUGUAGUUGCGAUGUGACGAGCAUGAAGGCGCCGCUAUUGACUGUUUCAGAGUGCAUGGUUCUAGGCGUCAAUCCACUGAGCGCAAAGGCCAGACAUUGGUGGUCAACCAAACCAACUGUGAAAGGUAUGAGUCUCUCAGUUUGACUG
Verticillium alfalfae VaMs.102 is the source of this 1041-nucleotide messenger RNA. Its product is annotated as 40S ribosomal protein S27. The record is from RefSeq and is a predicted model, not a curated record. Gene Ontology annotation, biological process: translation; ribosomal small subunit assembly. NCBI's taxonomy places the organism in Eukaryota, Fungi, Ascomycota, Sordariomycetes, Glomerellales, Plectosphaerellaceae. Gene Ontology annotation, cellular component: ribosome; cytosolic small ribosomal subunit. Gene Ontology annotation, molecular function: RNA binding; structural constituent of ribosome. The coding region runs from base 70 to 318 and encodes 82 amino acids. The transcript is spliced from 3 exons.